GGCUUGAUGUGUCGACGCUAUUCAGGCAGGGCCCUUCUUUCUGUUGCAAUUGCCGAGGGUUUCAUCAUGGGCGCGUAUAAAUACAUGCAAGAACUGUAUCGCAAAAAGCAGAGCGAUGUACUACGCUUCUUGCUUCGUGUCAGAUGUUGGCAGUAUCGUCAGUUGACCAAAAUGCAUCGUGCCCCCAGACCGUCGAGACCCGAUAAAGCACGCCGUUUGGGUUACAAAGCUAAACAAGGUUUUGUCAUAUUUAGAAUUCGUGUGAGGAGGGGAGGUCGUAAACGUCCCGUUCCGAAAGGUGCAACUUAUGGAAAACCAAAAAGUCAUGGUGUUAAUCAGUUGAAACCUACUAGAAAGUUGCAGUCUGUUGCAGAAGAACGCGUUGGCCGCCGUUGCGGAGGUCUGCGAGUUUUGAACAGCUACUGGGUAGCUCAAGACUCUUCGUACAAAUAUUACGAAGUUAUUUUGAUUGACCCUGCGCAUAAGGCAAUUCGCAAUGAUCCGAAAGUCAACUGGGUAUGUAACGCAGUACAUAAACAUCGUGAGCUUCGUGGAAAGACAUCAGCCGGCAGAAGUUCGCGAGGCUUAGGCAAGGGACAUCGUUAUUCUCAAACUAUCGGUGGUUCGCGUCGUGCGGCAUGGUUGAGAAGAAACUCACUGUCGCUUCGCAGGAAACGAUAAACUGUAUAAACGUUUGUAAUACUGAUUUUCGCGUGUACAUGAUAUGUCAUUUUAUUGAUGUAUUUAUACAUAUAUGUAUCAAUAUUAUGGCAUAUCCUGUGGAAAAUAAACGUUUCUU
Messenger RNA from Habropoda laboriosa, 799 nucleotides. It is a transcript of the gene RpL15, whose product is annotated as 60S ribosomal protein L15. The record is from RefSeq and is a predicted model, not a curated record. Gene Ontology annotation, molecular function: RNA binding; structural constituent of ribosome. The transcript has 5 exons. Bases 7 to 681 code for a protein of 224 amino acids. NCBI's taxonomy places the organism in Eukaryota, Metazoa, Arthropoda, Insecta, Hymenoptera, Apidae. Gene Ontology annotation, biological process: cytoplasmic translation. Gene Ontology annotation, cellular component: cytosolic large ribosomal subunit; ribosome.